AAUCCGCACCCACAUUAACAGGCGUCUAAACGACUUUCCCUAGUGGACCGCUUCUAUUUAUCGCACGCCCCGACAGCCAAAGGCAGCAAGAACUCAAGGCACUUAAACCAGGGCGGCAGCGCGCGAGUCCUUCAUGGCACCGGGCAUUCAUACAGCAAAGUACUAGCGGAUAUAACGUUCUCCUGGACUCCGGUGCCUUGGAAGGAUGUCGCACGAGUCUGGCGCGUCCGAGGCGCAAGCGCCUAUGAACCUUGUCGACUUGUUUCAGGAGGGAGACACAUGCAUCGAGCGCCGCAGGACGGACAAUCUCUUCCGGCAACUCGACGAGCGCCAGCUCACUGAAGAUGAGCAGUCUAUCAUUCAGCAGCGGGUUGACCUGCAGCGCAAGAUGUUCCAGGAGUAUGAGCGCCGCGAAAAGCAGCGCAAGGUCCGGGAGCUCCAGGAGGUUUGCCCAGACCUGGAUGAAGAAGCCGCCACCCGCGCGCUAGAGCUCUGCCACUGGAAGGAGGAGGAUGCGGCGGUGCGCAUCAGCUCGGACCCCGCCUUCCUGCGGCGGGCGUGCACCGGAGCCGUGGAGGAGGCGCCAGCCCCCGAGCAGGCGCGGCGGCCCCGGACCACCACCCGCGCGCCGGUAGGGCCGCGGCCCAAGAAGGUCGACCCCAACCAGGUGGGAGCUGUGUUCAUCGGCCGCUUCAAGGCGCGGCUGGGCCCGCACCAACUGAGCGCCAUGGAGCGCCAGCAGCGGACCGCCACCGCCACCGCGGCAGCCGGCGGCGCCGGAGGCAGCGGCCAGGGACGGCGGGGCGGGCGGGCGGCCAAGGCGGACGCCGACGCCGCUGCGGCGAAGGCUGCUGCCGCCGCGGAGGAGGAGGCGCAGCAGCACGAGGAGGCGCAGGCCGCAGCUGCGGCGGCGGCGGAGCAGCAGCUCGCGGCUGAGGGUGCCGACGUGGACAUGGCUGACGCUGAGGGAGAGCAGGCGCCUGAGGGCGCCGAGGGCGAUUGCGAGAGCGAGGAUGGCGACGAUGCGGAUGCGGAGGAGGCUGAGCCCAACUCGGCAGACCUGUCGGACAACGAGCCGCAGUACGAGGAUGACGUCAUGCUGCCCGUGCUGAGCCCGCCACCUGCUGCGCGCCAGGGCCGGCAGCAGCAGGACGGGCAGCAGGAGGGCGAGCCCGAGGGCGAGGGCGUACCUGGCCCAUCGCCCCGAUUCCAGUACCGACUGGUCGCGGAGACGCCCAACGGCGGCGUCCAGUCCGUCGCCACCACCGAAUGGAACGCCCUCCGCAAUGCCGGCUCCGGCGCAGACCAGGGCGGCGCAGCCGGCCAGGAGGCGGCCGCCGGUGCCGCCGCCGGCAUCAACGGGGCUGCGGCGCCGACGCCCGUCGGCGGCGGCGGCUGUGCCCCCAACGCGGCAACCGGCCUGGCGAUGGCAGGCGCCGGCGCGGCUGAGGGCGAGGAGGUGAGCAGCCCGCGGCAGCACCUGCAGCUGUCCGGCCCAUUCACCGUCACCCGCAGCGGUGCCAAGCAGGCAGCGUCGCUGCAGCAGACCGGCGCCGCCGCCGUUGCAGCGGCGGCCGCCGCCAAGGCGCUCGCCGCCUGCGCCACCAGCGCCCCGGCCGCCGCCAAGCCCGAGGCUGUUGCUGCAGCCCCGCAGCAGGAGGAGGCUAAGCGGGAGCCGCCGCAGGCGGUGCCCGCACCCGCUCCCGCUGCGGCGCCCACCGGCCGCGGCAGCCGCGCCCGCCGCGCCGCGGCGGAGACGGCGCUGUUCCUCGCCAGCGCCCGCCGCGCUGCGCGCUCCGGCUCCGCUGACAGCGGCUUUGGGGAGGACCCCAUUGCGAGCGGCUCGCAGUCGGACGCUGAGACCGCCACAGACGGCUCCGACUUUGAAGCUGAGAUUGAGGCGGAGGCGCGCGGCGCCGCCGCGGCGUCGGCUUGCGCCGCCGCCGUCGGCGGACGUGCGGGUCGUGCCGGCGUGGCGGCGGCGGUGCUGGCUGCGGCGGCGGCUGGCUCUUCGAGUGAGAGCGAUGAUGACUUUGUGGACGACGAGGCGAGCGAUGAUGAUUUCCUGGAGGGCGGCGGCCGCAAGCGCCGGGGAGGCGGCGGUCGGCAACCCGCCCGCAAGCGCGGUCGCGCAGCGGCGCCGGUGACUGCCCAAGCCGCGCCGGCAGCGGCACCAGUCGAGACGGCGGUGCCGGCGGCUGCGGAGGUGGGGACGUCCGGCCGGGACGCGGCGGGUGCGGAAGCGGCGCAUGACAGCGAGGCGACGGAGACGGAGGACGAGGGGGCGGCGAAUGGCCGCGGCCGGGCCGCCGCCAAGGGCAAGAAGGCGGGCGGGAGAGGCGGUCGCGCUGCCGCCGCCUCAAAGGCCGGUGCGGCGGGCGCGGCGGGCGGCGGCGCCAUCAGCGCCAGCGGCCACACCUGCCGCGGUCGAGUGAAGCAGAAGGGCGUCAAGCGCGCCGAGCUGCUGGCGGUUGGCAAGCUGGUGCCACGGCAGGGCUGGUUCAACGCGGGCUACAUCUUCCCCGCCGGCUUCAAGGCCAGCACUUCGUUCCGCUCCUCCGUGGACCUGGACGCCCUCACGGUGCAUACCUGCGAGAUCCUCGGCGAGGGCGGGCAGUACUGGCCUCAGCCCACCUACGUGGUUACGGCCGCGGACCGGCCGGACGAGCCGCUGGUGGCCAAGAGCUGCACUGGCUGCUGGACGGCGGUGCUCAAGCGUAUCAACGCCGAGAUCGAGGGCCGCCGUGCCGCCGGCGAGCAGCUGCCGCCGCCGCCCAAGACCGCCAUCGCGGGGCCCGAGUACUUUGGACUCAACCAGCCCGACAUCUGCGCCUCUAUUGAGGCACUGGACCCGGAGCGCCUGUGCGCCGUGUACUGGGACGGCAAGAUGGACCGCGAGGCGGCGCGGGGCGGCCAGCCGGGCCCCGCCCGCGCGCGGGCCACGGGCACGGCUGCAGCCGGCGGCGAGGGCGGCGCAGCGCCGGCCAAGGCGCCCCGCGCUCCGCGCAACAGCACGGGCGGCGGCGGCGGUCGGGGAAAGCGCGCGGGGCGGCGGGGCAGCGGUGCGGUGGAGGAGGAGGACGAGCCGGAGGGCGCCAACGGCGAUGAGGACCCCGAGGAGACCUACGCCGGCAACCGCUGGUCGGCUGUCAGCCGCGCGGAGCGCUACCGCAAGCGGCGCGAGGACGCGGGCGAGGACGCGGCGGCGCUGCUGGCGGAGGUGAACGCCACCAACCCGCUGCCCGGCUUCCUGGACCCCAUCACACUGGAGCCGGUGGUCAACCCCGCCAUCAGCCCCUUUGGCCACGUCAUGGGACUGGCCACAUGGAGGGCCGUGCUGGCGGAGCAGGGCCGCUGCCCCUUCACCAAGAAGUCGCUCAAGGCUGAGGCGCUCACCGUGCUGACCAAGAACAACAUCGAGCGCUACCGCAGCCGCAUUGUCAACGCCAUCUAAAGCUGCAUACCUACGCUGCAUACCGUACAUGCGGUAUGCCAACGCCGUGGCAUGACGGACAUCACGGUCGACCCGGCUCCGGAGCCCAUCGGGCAUGUAGGCGGGGCUGCCAAGCGCGUGAGGACGGCCGGUCGGGCAGGCGGGCAACCCGGAGGUGGUAUUUAUGAGUGGAAGCGCCCUGCCGUACCGUAGCUAGAAUCGUUUGUCCGCUGCGGGGCUAGUGUAAUGACUAGGGUGUGCGAGUUGUGUUUGACGCAGGGGGGAGGCGUGCCCAGCUCGUGGAGCUUCGCCAAGCGUGAUGCAAGGCGGGGCUCUUGUCGUGCCUGAGGCUGCCUCGACGACAGUCACAGUGUUUUGGUGGAUGGUCAUUUAGCCAUCGCCGCUCCAGACAGGCAAGCAGCGUCCGUCUUUCGCCACGAAAGCAGCAGACACCCGGGACGGGGGCUUGGUACCCUACGAGUUUAGGCAUAGAAGGCAUACGCUCCGCUCCAACCGUACGUGUUGCACUCGGGGAUGGCGUGGAUUUUCUGAUGGCACGGAGCGGUAUGCCCAAGGGCUGGCCUACGUACGCCGAAUGAUGCUGAAAUCAAGCUCAGACGUACGGACUGCGUGGCGAAGAGCAAUCUGUCACCGCACCGCACUGCCGGGCGCAGGGGCGCUGUGCAGCAUGGGUGCCGGCUCAACGGUCUGCCAGCUCAAUUUCCAAUCGGUCGCGCGUCUUGGGAGCAUUGGCAUAGUUCCGUUCCUCUUCAAUAGGUGAAUGUACUUUGAGUACUUGCAAAGUUGCAAAUCGAGCACAGGUUGCGGUCACUUUUGGAGUUUACUUGGACUGCCUCGCUGCUCCUCGAUUUGCAGCACUCGCUGACCAUUUGUGAGGACAACGCCGUGUAUAUUGCAAGCACAUCCGUCUGAUUAAGCCACCAUCAGUUAAC
Chlamydomonas reinhardtii is the source of this 4386-nucleotide messenger RNA. RefSeq lists its product as uncharacterized. Lineage: Eukaryota; Viridiplantae; Chlorophyta; Chlorophyceae; Chlamydomonadales; Chlamydomonadaceae. Gene Ontology annotation, cellular component: nucleus. Bases 206 to 3454 code for a protein of 1082 amino acids. Gene Ontology annotation, molecular function: ubiquitin-protein transferase activity. Gene Ontology annotation, biological process: protein ubiquitination; regulation of cell cycle. The record is from RefSeq and is a predicted model, not a curated record. The transcript is spliced from 19 exons.